Molecule: messenger RNA, 1460 nt
Organism: Exophiala viscosa
Lineage: Eukaryota; Fungi; Ascomycota; Eurotiomycetes; Chaetothyriales; Herpotrichiellaceae
Exons: 1
Coding region: 251-1087 (278 amino acids)
Source: RefSeq, a predicted model, not a curated record
AUUCGGUACAGCAGGUUUUUACAAAUGCAGCCUUGCCAGGCAGAACAUUUUCCUUGCAAAGGUCAGGAGGUAAUAACGAGACGAAUAUCUCUACAGAACGAUGCAAGUCAGCCCGAGAUCUUCACUUAGCCGGACAGAUAGCUGGGCGACACAGCAAACGGAGAAACUACGUGAUAUCGCAUGCUGCGCCAUCGCAAGAGGUCUCGGCGUUGACGGCCCUAACUGGCCUCGGUGAGAUUGGUUGACUGCAAUGCUUCUCGGCAAAAGUGUUCUCAAAGAGGCCCAGACAGGCUCAGUGGCUCUAUGUGCUCGAUGUCAGCAGCGAUCGGGAGCAUCAAUUCAAGAUCAAGCCGUGUCUUCCAUGUGUCAUACCGCGAAACCACCUUGUGAAGCAGCCUCAGUGCAGCCAGGAGUCGAAACGUCUUUGAUCGAAGACCCUGUCGAGAUAGUGACCAGCCACCAGCAUAUCAAAAACGACAAAGACGCUCUGGCUUCGGUACAUAUACAACAACCCAAAACCACCAUCUUGUCACCACCCCCUGAACUCAUCCACCUCAUCGCAGGAUACCUCGACUACCCAGAUCUCCUCUCCUUGAAACUCAGCCACCCCUACUUCACCAGCAUUUUCGCCAGCACCCCCACCGUCACCCAGCGCGUAUCAUGGGUCCUCCAGCGGAACGCAGAGGACUUCCCCAUCCCCCAAUCCGCACAACUCUCGUUUCGGUCUGACAGAGCCUUCGUCGCCAACCGCGAAGUAAACGACAUCCUCCGCCGGAGGAGACUGCACAUUGAAUGCGUCAAAUGCGAGAACGCCCGGGCGUACGUGGUCGACAAGUUUGGUAAGAGAGGACGGAUUAUGUGCUUUGUCACGGGCGACGUGUGUCCUUUUGUCACGAGGAAAAGACGCGGGUCCUCGAAAAGUGGGCGUUACUAUAUUCGCGGCCCUAAUGGCAGGAGUAUCAAGUUUGAUGUUGUUGAUAUGCCAAGGUCUGUCGGACGGAGGGUUGCUUAUGAAAUGUCGGUUGUAUUUGGCGUGAUUGUGCUGGUGUUCGCCAUGGUGUUGUCCUAUCUUAUGUGCAUUCGUUGAGUUUGGUGGUCGCCUGGCUACUGUAUCAAGAGUCAGCCAAGCUGGCCUGGUAUUGAUCGGCGACACAAGCAAAUGAAACCAGAUUCUGGAAGGUCUUCAGGUCUUUUGAUCCGCUUAUUGCGAGGAGAGGGCUCUGCAGGCGUCGAAUUGCAAUGUUACAGUCCUGCAGACCACCCACGGCAACGGGCUUCAAGCCUGCCAGUCCCAUCGUUCCGAAAUCUUCUUUGGCGAGCUCCAUUAUGAACAUGACAUAGUGGUGAGGAUAAUCGUCCAGCAUCUUGGGUCGGUAUUUCUCUUCACUCUGGCUAAGAGGUAGGCGAAGGAGUGGUCGGUGGGAUCGACUGGCUCCUGGUCGGCAUGGGUUGUUAAUAGC